Messenger RNA from Pseudoliparis swirei, 4270 nucleotides. RefSeq lists its product as uncharacterized. Gene Ontology annotation, biological process: positive regulation of transcription elongation by RNA polymerase II. The transcript has 6 exons. NCBI's taxonomy places the organism in Eukaryota, Metazoa, Chordata, Actinopteri, Perciformes, Liparidae. Bases 1 to 3714 code for a protein of 1237 amino acids. Gene Ontology annotation, molecular function: protein binding. The record is from RefSeq and is a predicted model, not a curated record.
AUGCAGCGGUACAGGUGGCCAGGUUAUGACAUGCAGCUUCUUGGAGAGCUGCAGAAACAACAGAACAAUGCCCAAUUCUGUGAUGUCCUGUUGAAAACCGAGGGCAUCUCAGUCCCGACCCACAGUUGCAUCCUCGCGGCGCUCAGUCCGUACCUCUCUCAGAAGCUGUCCGCCUCCCCGUCGCCUCCGUCGGGCGAGAAGCGCGAGCUCUGGCUGCAGGCCGUGACGGCCCGGACCCUGCUGAAGCUGGUCGGUCUUCUGUACACCGGGGAGGUGGAGGUGAAAGGGAGCGCCGAGCAGAAUGACCUGCUGGCUGCCGCCUGCCAGUUUGGCAUCGCGCACCUGGUGGAAGGACAGACGAACGGCCGGGCGGGGGAGGGGAACCACCGGAACGGUCGCGUUGGGAGUUGCCGAGAGGACGAAAGCGGAGCGGCGUGGGACGCGAGAGUUCAGGCCGAGGGCGCCGGAUGGAGAAACGCCGCUUCUCCGAUUGAAAAGAGACGGCGAGCAUCCGCGGGGAGGCGGAGCUCUUCUUCACACUCUGUCCAAGCUGAACCUCCAUCCUCAGAGCCGGAACCCUCCGUCGCUAAACAUGUGGAUUGUCCGACCUCGCUGCGAUCCCAAAGCAUCGCAGUUGACGGACGUUUUAGCUCCCCGCCUUCCUCCCGUACGUCCGAUGGAGAGUUCGCGUUCGGCCGAUCUGCCGGAAGAGUAACGAAUCCCACUCCGACGCCGUCACCGUCCAGCGACGCGACGGCGUUCUCUUUUUAUCCCGGCGACGACUCGAGCUCCGCGACGCCCCGGGACGACGGAGCCCGCCGGCGGCCGUCUGACGUCGGGGGCGCCGCGCAGGCGUCGGCCGGAGAAGCGACGCGACCGAAGGUCAGAAGAACAAACGGCAAACCGGCCGUCGUCCGGGAGAAUGCGGAGCGGCCGAGCGACGGGGGGGAGGCGCGACGAGACGGGAGAGGAAAGUCGACGGAGAUACGGCACGCGCGUCCAACCGUCGGGAUCAAGAGCCUGGCCAAGUUGAGACGGAUGCAGCAGAUGAUGGAGAAGCAGACCACACAGAUUUCUAUCAAGGUGAAGCUGAAGAGGCGGAAUGAAGAAGUGUGGGAGGUGGACGGCUCCAGCCACCAACGGCUGCAGACGGACCUCACAAAGAGCGAGCCUGCUCCCUCCUCCUGUGUGCAGCCGGGCCCGACUCGGAACCCCGAGCCCACCCCGACUGUUCAACCCGCCGCCGUCGCCUCCCCCGAGCGCCUUCGCCCCGGGACCCACCCCCAGCUCGACCACGGCCUCGAGUCGCCGCCGCCCCCCCAGCCUCCGGGCCCGGCGGACGAGUGCGACGAGCAGAUCGAGAAGCUGUUGGAGGACAUCAUGAUGGGUCUGAACAUCCUGCCGAACCUGGACGGAGACUGCAAGAAGUCCCACUAUCUUCAGCCGAACCACGAAGGAGCAGAGGCCGUCUGCCGGGAGCCGGUUGCAGAGAACGAGCAACCGCAGAGUCGGAUGCACGGCGCCGCCGGUCCAGCGGGAUGUGCGUAUUACCCGGAUUUUGGGACGCAAAUUGGUCACGCGUCGACAGAUCCAGGUAUCUAUUGUUGUUUUACAGCUCAGAACCAGCCCGGCUGCUCAAGUCUUCCGUCUGCGCAGCCGGCCGCGGCGCCGCUCCACCAACGGCCGUGUUUCCCCCCCCGGUUUCAUCCCGCCGUCGUAUCCGCGGGGCAAGCGGAUGGAACGAGCCACCAGGGGGCGCCGCUGUCCAAAACGCGACAUUAUCCGUAUCCGGAGACGCUCGCCGGGCAGAAGCUCCUCCCCCACGCUCUCCUCGAGCUGUUGCCCCUGAAUCAUGGGAAUGAAGCCCAGUCCUUUCAUUCCUUAGCUUGCAUGGAAGACUUGCGGCUCCCUCGAUGUCUCUCUCCGUUACGGCCGUCCACCGCGGCGGCAAAACAUCCGCCUGCCUUCGACCUACCUUCUCCUUCGACUUCUACCUUCAACAGCGCUACGAAUCAAAGCGAUGACGUCCAGCCGCAGUCGCCCGCGCACGGCUUCAGACCCUGGCUCGCGGCGAACUCCAGGCCGCUGCAAUUUCCUUUCAGCGCCAUCACUCACGGAGCGGGUAAAAGCGAGUCUCCGCCCCAGGUUUCAAACCGCGUCCCCCCUGGGCCAAAGCAGCUGCAAAAGCACAUGGAGUCGAAUCAACAAAGAACCCCGACGGCGUCUUUUUCCGUUAAAGAGGCAGAAGAGGGAGGAGCCACGUCCGCCGGUCGUCAAACCGCGGCGGAGCAGAAAUCCGAUCUCGUGAAGAUGAAGAAGAAAAUCAAAUGCAAAGAAGUCGACGCCAAAGGCGAUUGCGCUGUGCCGAAGAAGAGGAAGAGGAAGCGUGCGGCUUGUGCGCGAGAAGCCACGCCCCCUUCGGCACGCCAGCAGCACGCGAAAGCCGGCAACGCAACGAAAGGGCAAAUCAACCUGAGCGUUUGUUUAGUCAGCUUGUCGAGCAACAAUGUUCUGGCGAAGGAAAGAGAAAUGGCCGCCGGUUCGAACAAGUCGAACGCGGUCGCGGGGAAAGCGAACGAACCGGGAGAGAAGCCCAGAGACGCCGGGGACCUCGACGGCAACCAGACGCGCAUCAGGACCCGGGGCUUUCUGAGAAAGACUCUGGCGCCCCCGAGUCGCCCGAGCGUCGUGAGCUUGCCUUCUAAGCCCGAGGUCUGCCGAGAGCCGGUUGUGAGUCAACGAGACGCGCCCAAGCGGGGCCGCGGAAGGCCGCGGAAAACGAAGGUCGAAGGGAUUCCUCCGGAGAGCCUCGACGUAAAAAAAGAGGUGCAGGCCGACGGCAGUUUGGUGAAAGAGGAGAGCGGGAAAACAAAGGGACGUAAAAAACGCAUCAGGGAUAGAAGUCGAGCGGAGGCGGUUCCCCCGACGGCCUCGAGCGCCGAGGCGACCCUCGACGGCGACGUGACGUCGUCCGAAGGGAAACCCGCGGCGUCCAAACGGCCGCGGAUGGUCAGCCUGACGGAGUUUCAGAAGCUCAUCAAGCGGCAACACUCGAAGACGAAGAAGUCGAGAGAAAGCCGGGACGAGAAGACGGGCGAAACUGCGAAAGUCGCGGGCGGCGAGGACGGGAAGACGUUUGGCGAAUCGCCUCGGAACAGGAAUGUGGCCAGAGAGCGUCACGCCGGCUCCAACGCCACGGCUGAUGGACGCGGCGGUAAAAAUUUGAAGAAAUCUGCGGGCGGGUCGCGGAGAGACGAGACGAGCGGCUCCACCGGCGACGAGACCCGGCGGCCGGGCGACGGGUCCCUCCCGGUGGUUUCCCUCGACGUCGAAGGUCUCUCUGUCGAAGAGGCCGAGUUACCGGCUGAGACGGAGAAGCCGCGGAGGAAUCCGGACGAAGCCUGUGAGGAAGGAGAGUCUGAUGAACCGCUGCAGACUGAAGGAUCGUCUCUCAGUGACCUGCCUGGAGAAGACAACAUGGUGCACAACGUGAACCCCCAGACCCCCGAGAGAACGACUCCACCUCGGUUCUGCAGGAGCUCCAGGUGUGAUCAAGAGGAGGAUGAGGAAGAGGAGGAAGUGGAGGUAGACGUUCUUCUUCUCUCCCCAGACAAAGUGAGUCUCACCACAGCGGGUGAGAAUGGACCCGUGAUAUCUCCCGAGGAAGAAGAAGAGGAAGAUGACGUGCUCGAGAUCGAUGUAACCGGAGAUUAGGCAGAGUGACCUUUUUGUAUUUGUGCAUAGUUUUUUUGUACUAUGUCGUGUGAGCGUUAUGUUCUCGCUGUUGGGGGGUUUUAUGUAUGUUCGCAAAGAUGCUAGACAAAGUCUAUUUAGCUGUGAAGCUACGAACAAUAGAUUUUUUUAUGUCGUUCCUUUUUCUGUUUUCAUCACCAGUCAGUGUUUGGCAAUUAAUAAGCUUUUGUGCACGCCAGAAUGACAGGCUGCAUGCUGGUUUUACCUUCGUUUAGUUCCAUAUGCAAGGUUUAAAAUGGUUGUUUAAUUUUCAUUAUUAAUAAUAUGCUUAAGUAUUGGUUACACACAAAAAAAAGUUCUUACUGUUACCGUUUUUCAAUAAUUUUAUGAGUUUUUGUAUUUUCAGCAUAUUUUGAAUUGUCAGACUAAUUAAGGUAAAAGCACUUUAGGGGCAUUUGUGUCUCUGAGUGAUUGUUGUUGAAAAAGAAACCUUAUUUUUUGAGCUUGUAUUUGUAAAGCACGUAAUGUUUUGUGUAAAUUACAUAAUUAUGGGUUAUUAAAAAAAACUGAAAUGUCA